Messenger RNA from Geodia barretti, 639 nucleotides. Lineage: Eukaryota; Metazoa; Porifera; Demospongiae; Tetractinellida; Geodiidae. The record is from the annotation of a GenBank genome assembly.
UACCCCCACAGCGAGAAGAUUGCCUGCAGAUCAGAGUUGUCGUUGUGGAGGUAGCCACUGCGGAAAUUCGGGUCUGCCUGACAUUCUCUGAUGGAACACAACGAAGAGCAUCACAUUUACAAGAUCCCCCGACCUUCCCGCAGCCAGUCAUUCACUGUGGGCCGCCCCACACCUCCCCCGCCAAUCACAGUCCCUGAACAGACUGUCUACACACAGAACCAGCUGUACUCAGCCCAUCUCUCGACCAUCCCAAACUCAGCACCUCCUGCUCUCCCUCGACGCAACUUUGCCACUGCUAUCAGAGACGCUGUUGGCUCCAAUCUUUCUCCUCUACCUCUCCUUCCACCUCCUCUUCCUUCCCUCCCUUACUUCCCUCCCCUGCCAACGACAACAACUGCACAAGAGAGUGUCUUCGGGUCAUCUCCAAGCAAAAAACGGUGGAAAAACUCGAUUCCACACUUUGGCAGUUUCAAGGAGAAGACAAAAAGGGCCGACUAUGGUUUCCAGACCACGCGACGACUGAGCACUGAAUGUGUGGCAUCAUCCACUGCCGAGAGGGAGCCCCAUGCAGGGACCAUCCUGACACUUGGUAGACUAGCAGAGAACCAUCCACACUCCUUCCCAUUUCAAGUGAAGGUU